CGCCUAUGUCUGCCAGUCUGCCGAUAAUCAUAGACAAAAAAGUGAAGAAAAAACUUCAGCGAUGUCGACAUACUUUACGCAAGUUAGAUAAUAUCAGUUUAUCAAAUGAGCAAACUAAUGAAUUUGAACUCCAGGUAUUUUGAAAAGAGAAAUCAGGAAAAUCAUUUUGUGUAUUUGAAAAUAAUGUCUAAAUCAUCAGAUUCUUUGUGUAUUCAAUGGUGGACUGGACACUGGUGUGAGCAAGGAAGAAAUAGAAGAGGCUUUCUGUGAAGAUGUCCGUGCUGAAGAAAUUAUCAUGCUGCCUCAAAGACCUUAUGCCUUUAUAUGUUACCUUUCUACUGAAGAUGCAGUACAGGCCGCCAAUAAAUUGAACGGUACUAAACUAAGUAAUGGAAACAACAUCUAUAUUUCUUUUUUAAAGACAAUUCCAUCGUGCUUAGUUCCAUCCACAGACCUACCACCAGGUUUGAUUCUUCUGAAAGAUUUCAUCAGUGAAGAUUACGAAACCCAGCUGAUCAGUGCUAUAGAAUGGGCUGACUGUGAUAAUCCAACCCAAACAACUUUGAAACACCGAAAAACAAAGCACUAUGGAUACGAGUUCUUGUACAGCACAAACAAUGUUGAUCCAAGCACUCCUCUUCCUUGUGGAAUCCCUCCAGUAUGUGAUAAAUUAAUUUCAAAGGUUAUGCAACAUGGAUUAAUUAACCACUGUCCAGACCAGUUGACUGUCAACCAAUACUUACCCGGACAAGGUAUACCACCACAUGUAGAUACUCCUUCAGCUUUUGAAGAUGGAAUCGUUUCCUUAAGUCUUGGUUCUAUGGUUGUCAUGGAGUUUCAUCAUUCUGAUGGUCAUCACAGGAGUGUAAUCCUGCCACAAAGAAGUCUUCUAGUAAUGACCGGAGAAUCUAGAUAUAUCUGGUCCCAUGGGAUCACUCCAAGAAAGUCAGACAUUGUACCCCUUCCAGACAGUUCGAUGACUCUGGUCAAAAGAGAAACAAGAAUAUCAUUUACGUUUCGCAAACUAGCUUCGGAAAAUUCUAUGCAUACCUCUGAAACUCUGAUUCCUGCCAAAACCGCAUCUGAAAAUGGUAAACUGGAUCCCUCCGCUCUUGAAAUCCCAGAGACUAGAGCUGCCAAUUUAGAAGUCACUCACGUCCAUCAGGUCUACAAUGAAAUUGCCGAUCACUUCAGUCACACAAGACACUCUCCUUGGCCCAAAGUGAAAGAAUUCCUACAAUCACUCCAAGAUGGUGCUUUAGUGGCUGACAUAGGCUGUGGAAAUGGCAAAUACUUUGGUGUCAAUCCUUCAAUUUAUCAGAUUGGUUCAGAUCGUAGUGAAAACCUAAUAAAUAUAUGUAAAGAGCGGAAUUUUGAGGUGUUUGUGGGUGAUGUGAUGGCAAUUCCUCUCAGAUCGAACACCUUUGAUGCCUGCAUCUGUAUUGCAGUCAUUCAUCAUCUGUCCACAAAACAACGUCGUCUUCAGGCUGUGAAAGAGCUGGUCAGGCUGCUCUGUCCCGGAGGCAAGGCUCUAAUCCAAGUGUGGGCAAUGGAACAAGAGGUAGACAACCAAGAAUCUAAGUACAUUCGGAAGAAGUCAAAACCAAGCCGAAAGGACAAUCCGUCCGUAUUACUCAAUGUCAACAAUACCUCACAAUUUGACAGCGACCUUCCAGAAAUAGCUGACAUCAAACUCCAAGAAGACAUUGGUAACACCAAACCAAACCGGCCCCCAACAAAUAGUAAAACUGCCAAUUCUGAUAACGUUGAAUCUGCUGAAGAACCUUUAAAACUUGCUGUGCAUGUCAAUCGUACCAGCUUCAAACAACAAGAUCUUUUGUUGCCCUGGACAAAGAAAGUGAAGAAAACUUCAACCAAAGCUGAUAGUUGCAAUGAUAAUAGUGUUCUUUACCGAUAUUACCAUGUUUUCCAAGAUGGCGAACUGGUUGACCUGUGCCAGAAUAUCGAUAAUGUGGACAUAUUGCAGUAUUAUUAUGAUGAAGGCAACUGGUGUGUUGUUUUAAAGAAGUUACUCUUGUCGACAUAAGCGCUAUGGUGAUAUCAUUUUCUUAACCCGUGUCAUUAAACAUGCCAUCAUUAUGAAAUCAUUCAGCAUAUAUGAAUAAAUAUCUUAAAGAAUGUA
Molecule: messenger RNA, 2143 nt
Organism: Octopus bimaculoides (California two-spot octopus)
Lineage: Eukaryota; Metazoa; Mollusca; Cephalopoda; Octopoda; Octopodidae
Product: tRNA (carboxymethyluridine(34)-5-O)-methyltransferase alkbh8
Biological process (GO): tRNA wobble uridine modification; tRNA methylation
Cellular component (GO): cytoplasm; nucleus
Molecular function (GO): S-adenosylmethionine-dependent methyltransferase activity; tRNA binding; tRNA (5-carboxymethyluridine(34)-5-O)-methyltransferase activity
Source: RefSeq, a predicted model, not a curated record